Dermacentor andersoni is the source of this 3712-nucleotide messenger RNA. Lineage: Eukaryota; Metazoa; Arthropoda; Arachnida; Ixodida; Ixodidae. The record is from RefSeq and is a predicted model, not a curated record.
AUGGAGCCCGUCUCCCUGAAGGUGGCGCUGUUCGCCCACAACUCGGCGGCCGGAGCGGAAGCCGCGGCCGGCGACCGUCGGCUGGAGGGCCUCGAGUUCCUCUCGCAGGAACAGCUGUUCUUCGCGGCCGCGUGCUUCACCCGCUGUGCCGGCAGCGGCCGCUUGCCAGAGCGAAACUUCUUGGCGAAGUCCCGCGGUACCGGAACCACCAGAGCCACGGCGCCGAAACAGCGGACCGAGGAGGAGACAGACGCACUCAGAAAACUCAACGAAUUCGCUCACGCCGCACCUCCGUCCACUGCGCAUUCGCCGUCGCCGUACGAAGAAAGACGCCGGUGGCGUGGCAGGUGUGCGGGACUCGCCGUCGUUCUGCUGGGCGUCGCCGUCCUCACCGUCGCCUUAGCGCUGCUCCUGCCGUCGCGCGCGGCGAUCGGCAGCGCCAAUGCCGGAGUGUGCGUCACGACAGGGUGCGUGGACCACGCGGAGAACCUGGGCCUUUACCGCAAAGGGAGCGCCAUCGGACCCUGCGAUGACUUCGGCAAGUUCGUCUGUUCCCACUGGGUCGUAAACGGUAUCAAGGUAGUGCCGUCGGUGACCAUCUAUCGCAUGGGCAAGUGGCUGUACGAUCUGGCGCGCUCCCGAUGGUACGAGGCCACCGGCAACAGAGUCGCGGCGAGGGUGACGCGUCUCGUAGACGCCUGCAUGCAUCGGGAAUCCCAGACCGGCAACCACCACGACGACGGCGUCCAGCAGCUCUUCGCCUUCAUGACCGAAAAACUCUUCCCGUGGAUGCUGCACGACACCAACAGCAGCGGCGACAGCGAUCGGAUACGAAACGACGGCCACCGGAUACGAGACGAGGGCGACUACGCCUUCACGCUUGCGACCAUCGUCAAUAUGUCCGUGGUCUGGUAUGUGCCGCUCUGGUUUACCGUCGACCUAGUGAGGCCCUCGCUGGGACACGGCGCCUCGCCGCCGCACCGUUCCGUGAGCAUCAGCUCGACGGACGUGGUCGACAUCGCGCAGCGAGUACACCUAGAGGUCGAAGCGUACAAGCUCUACGAUGCGUACGUCUCACUCUUGCUGGACGUCGUCUUCCGCGGAGGCGAGUUCGCGCCAGACUUCCGUUCCUUCCUACGCAACAGAAGCGCCGAAGUCCAGCGCGACGUCUUGGGAAAUCUGUCGUCGAGCUUCGUCGCCAGCCGCGUCGAGCCCCGCUUCCUCCAAAUGCGCCACCUGCCGGCGCUGGUGCCGAAGCUCGACGCUCGCGACUGGGUCGACGCGAUGCAGUCCGCGUUCGGGGCGAACCCGCUGCUCACCGAGGAUGACACGCUGUUCUUGACCGACUCCGGGCUCCUGGACGCCGUGAACGUCCUCUUCGCUUCGUACACGGCCCGGGAAUUGACGUUUCACACGGCGUGGUGGUUCGUCCAGGUCAUCUCCGCCGUAACCAGCGACACGAUGCGCACGUUCUUCAUGGGGAACAAGGUGGGCGAGGAAGCCUACCCUUUAGUCUGCGGAGCCCACACCGCCAUGGCGUACAGCGUGCUGCUCGCCGGCGUCGACCACGGCACCGGCACAGCCUCCGCGAACCCGAGGUUGCCGGUGACGCAGCUCUUGAGCAACGUCCACGAGACGGCAGUCGGGAAGGUUCGGACCUGGACGAGCGCGUUGGGUUCCCAGGCGAUCGGCGCUGUCAGCUCGCGCCUAGGCAGCACCACAACCGUGGUGUGGCCCAAAGCGAAGCAGAACGAGAGCGAGGGCGCCUGGUGGGGGGAGGCACUGUACGGUCCCGACUACGACAACGCGACGCGGGGCUUCUUCGGGCACUGGGCCGAGAUUCGACGGCGAUUGCGGGCGUCUCUGAACACCGAUGCCUACCAAUCCAGCCUCCGCGUGUUCCGAUUACAGUCGUCCAACGUGGCUACGUACGACGCCGUCUCGAACGCGAUUUCCGUCGGCGUCCAAGCAGUCACUGGGCCCUUCUAUGCGGCGGACGGGACGAGUGCCAUGAAUUACGGUGGCCUGGGCUUUCUCUAUGCCUUGCAGGUGGUGCGAACCAUCAAUACACUGACGCUCCUGCUCGACGGAGACCGUACGCCGUCGGCUUGGGUUCCUCCAACCAACGAUACCGACGCCAGCGGGGCUCCAGGGCAGCCACUGUGGAAGCUUGGCACGUGCCCUUCCUCUGACGCGUCCGACCACGUGACGUCGCUCUACCCCGUACUUCCGGCACUGGAAAUCGCGCACGACGCCUACAGGCGGUUCCGAAACGUCGCGCAGGACGUGCCCCUCCGGGGACUGGAGGCCUACAGCGCCGAACAGGUCUUCUUCCUGACGGCCUGUCACGUGACUUGCUGGACGAACAGCUCGGGGCACCGCAUGUCGCCGGAGUGCACCGACGCCAUGAGCAACUUCGCGCCGUUCGGCGAUGCCUUCGGCUGUCCGGCCGGUUCGCCCAUGAACCCGCGCGAGAGGUGCCGGUUUUUUUGAAGUGCCCGCGCGAUCUCUUAUACGAUCGAAGCGAAGUCGAAAAAUACUUCACAUCGCUUUCUUUUUCUUUCAUUCUUGCUUUUUGUUAACGUCCUGCUAUGUUGUUCCCGCUUCAGCUUUUUUGCUCGUUUAUCGUUUUUUUAUAUAUCGGGACUCGGCGAAGCAGCUGCCACGACACAAACUAUCCGCGUAUUGAAGAUAGUAUUUUAACAAACCAUACAGUGAAAACUCUACGCCAUUGCUGUAGUCCCGACACAAGGCUGCUGUAAGGGUCCUCGGCAGAUGUUUUUUACAGCGAAAGUACCUCUAGCACGCAUAACAUGCAUAACCCUCGUGCGUAUACCAUGCAGUUGUGCAAGGGUGCGAAUUGUCAUCGGUAGCAAUCAUCGUAAUGAUAAUCAUUGUUAUAGUUUUCAUCACAGUUAAUUUAGCGAGGUUCUCAGAAUAAGUACGGUUCGUCAUCAGUCAUCGUGUUUUGUCGUGUUUUUAGACUGCACAUCUUCGGGAUCAGCCUGCGACAGAGGUUAGAAACAGCUGAUUUUGGAAAGAUACUACCGCACUGCUGCCGGUCCUUGGGAAAUUUCCCUAGAUCUGGCGAUGUGAGGCCUUGUUUACGAAGAUGUUUCCUAAUCGAGGGAACACUUGUUCUAGGACGUGGAGGACACAUAGACGUGCGAAAGCAGAUCUGCGAUGCCGCGAUGACCCAUACGAGGAACUGCUGACGUCACGCUGUGUUUUAAUUUCAGUCAGCGCAAAUCACCUUCGCAUUGGCACGCGAAGUAUGACUUGUGGCCGCACCGCGGUGCAGUGAGCGCCUCCCGCCAUGUAAACAAGGAGGUUCGCUAAUGAAGCAACGAUAUGUACUGUUGACUUGUGCGUCUCUUUAAAAUAUUUACCUGUAACCGGCAAAACAAACGUAUGCUGCUAUACCAAACGAAGCAGCACGUGCGAAUCUCGCCAUAAGCAGACACAACUCUAAGCCCGACAAAGCGGUCGAGGCUUUGCGCACAGCCGCCUAUUCAUGCACCCGGUACCGUUCAUGGGCUGCAGAGCAACUUGCUACAGAGUCACAUUGUAUAAGCACAGUGGUCACGUGUCUACGUCAGUUUCAGCCUGGAUAAAGGAACAAUAGGACGUGUAGAAGGAUGUUCGAAUAGGACGUGUACCUCCGUGGUUCGCUCCAAAUUACUUGUAAGCGCGUAAGCAUGGUUGUACUACG